Messenger RNA from Argiope bruennichi, 6843 nucleotides. RefSeq names its product zinc finger X-linked protein ZXDB-like. Lineage: Eukaryota; Metazoa; Arthropoda; Arachnida; Araneae; Araneidae. The record is from RefSeq and is a predicted model, not a curated record. Gene Ontology annotation, cellular component: nucleus. Bases 335 to 3277 code for a protein of 980 amino acids. The transcript has a single exon.
GGCUUUUAUCGAUAUGGUGUUCAGGGUGCCAUUGGUUUUGUUUAUGUGUAGUGGCUGUUAUUUUUGUUCAUUAUGUGACGAAAUGAAGUGUAAACACUGUUUACAACUUGUUUUUAAAAUGAACGAUGCAUUUUUUAAGUAAAGGCGAGCGGAAAAAAAGGUAAUUAAUAUUAAACAAGUUUUUUGAGAAUUAAGAUUCUCUUGCUCCAUUGUUUAUUGUGUAUCGCGGAUUUCGCGAAAAAGAUAUUUGUUCUUUAAUGUUUGCCCAUGUGUUCCAAGACUAUGGUAAUUGGUUUAUUUUUCGCAAAAUACAUUUAAAAAAGAAAAUAUCACGAUGGAACAUAAUUUUUUACCUUCGGAUCUUCCGACCCAAGUACCUAGCUUGGCUGCCGCUAUUGCGAUGAGCUCUUGUGCUUACGCAUAUAGCAUUUUCAGUGAUCAUCCGAUGAUGGAUAAACCUCCCAUGCUCUCUAUUCCAAGCAGUACAGCACGCACAGAAGGUGAAGUUCCGAAUCAAAAUUCUUAUUUAACUACAGCUCCAUCGAAUGGAAACAUCACUCGUGUCAAUCAAGGAUCAUUGAUUGGCCCAUCUGACAGAGAAGACGGAAAAAAAGCGAAAAUAUUUCCCUGCGAGGUGUGCGGGAAAAAAUUUUCACAAAAAGGUAAUUUAAAAAAUCAUAUGUUUUGCCAUUCAAAAAUUAAGCCAUAUAAUUGUGAGGUUUGUGGGAAAGGUUUUACCCAGAAAUCAACAAUGGAUUAUCAUCGAAGUAUCCAUCAAGGUUUGAAACCGUUUAGUUGUGAAAUGUGUGGAAAAAGUUUUACUCAGAAAGGUAAUCUUAAAACGCACCUUAUAUCCCACUCGGGUACUAAGCCAUACUCAUGUGAAAUAUGUGGUAGAGGCUUUGCCCAAAGGGGAAACAUGAAGACCCACUUACGUACUCAUUAUGGUGAAAAACCAUUUGAGUGUGAAGUAUGUGGGAAGCGUUUCACUUUAAAGGGAAAUUUAAAUACUCAUAUUUUAUCACAUAAAGGUAUCAAACCAUUUUCUUGUGAGAUUUGUGGGAAGACUUUUGCUCAGAAAUUAAGUAUGGAAUAUCAUAUGAAUAGUCAUACUGGUAAUAAGCCAUACAAAUGUGCAGUUUGUGGUAAAUGUUUCACUCAGAAAGGUAAUAUGAAGACUCAUAUGAGAUCUCAUAGUGGUGAGAAACAUCAUGCAUGCCAAAUUUGUGGUAAAUGUUUCACUCAGAAAGGUAAUAUGAAAACUCAUAUGAAGUUACAUUGCCGUCCACCAGAUGUGGAUAAGCCUUAUCAGUGUGGAAUUUGUUGUAAAUCUUUUGUUACACGAUCUAGUUUAGAGUGUCAUAUGGCUAAUCAUGUAAAUAGAGGAAUUACAGGCCCAAAUAAAGCUGGUAUUGCUGCUACGCAUGCCCCUACAACUUUGUCUGUUAAUCGUCGUGGUAGACCCCCUAAUGAUUUAUCCCUCAAACAACUCAAUGAACAUUUAGCUAAACAAGCCGCCAAUGAUUUGUCUAUGAGACAAAUGAAUGAUGCUGGAAUUUAUAAGCAGGAAAUAAUUGAACCUGGAAAUAAGCAAUUAAAUGAACAUUCUGUUAGGCAGAUGAAUGAUGCAAUGUGUAAAACAGAAAAUCCUGUUUCUCUGAGAACUAUUAAUGAUCAUUUAUUAAAAGCUGGAAAUUCAUCUUUCAACAAACCUAAUGAUCCAUUUGGUAAACAAGGAAAUGAACUUUUAGGGAGAGCCUUAAAUGAUCAUUUUGGUAGAUCUGGAAAUGAAGCAUUAUAUCGAUCCUUACAUGAACAUAUGGGAAGACCUGGUCAUGAUUUUUUGAGUAGAUCAUUGAAUGGACACUUAGGUAGAUUAGGCAAUGAAACUUUAAAUAGGCAUGUAAAUGAGCAUCUAGAGAGAUCAUUAAGUGGCCAAUUAGGAAGAUUAAGUAAUAAUUACUUAGCUGGUCCUAGCAGUGAACCAAGAUUAAAUACUGAUCCAUUAUUAAGGCCAAAUGAGCAAAUGAGAAGACAUCUUAAUGAGCAAAUGCUGAGACCAGGUAGUGAUCAUAUGGGUAGGCCAAAUAAUGAUCAUUUAAACCGCUCUGAGAAUGACCAUAUUGGAAGGCCAAAUAAUGAACAUUUGGGUCGCCAAAAUAAUGAUCCUAUGGGCAGACCGAAUAAUGAUCAUUUAGGUAGACCUGGCACAGAUCUUAUGGGAAGACCCAGUAAUGAGCAUAUGAACAGACCUGGUAGUGAUCAUAUGGUUAGACCAAACAGUGUUGAUCACCUUAGCAGAGGUGGUAAUGAACAUAUGGGUAGACCUAACAGUGUUGAUCAUAUGAAUAGACCUAAUAAUGAUCAUAUGGGAAGGCCAAAUAGUGUUGACCAUUUAAGUAGACCAAGUAGUGAACAUAUGAUAAGACAAAGUAAUGAGCAUGCAGGCCGACAAAACAAUGAUCAUAUGGGUAGAUCAAACAAUGAGCAUUUGGGAAGACCUAAUGGUGAGCAUUUAUCUAGACCUGGUGGUGAUCAUUUAUCUAGACCUGGUGGUGAUCAUUUAGGAAGAUUAGGUAGUGAACAACAAAUAGGUCGACCAUCUCAUUUGGAUGAUCAUAUGGGACAUCCUUCUGAACAUAUGGUGCAGGCAAAUAGUGAUCAUAUGAGCCAGGCAAGUAAUGAUCAUUUAGGCAGCUUAAAUAAUGAUCACAUUGUGAAUGAUAUGAGCAGACCUACAAAUGAGCUAAUGGGUAGACCUACUAAUGAUCAUUUAAGCCAAUCCACUAAUGAUCACAUUGGGAGGUCUAACAAUGAACAUUUGUCAAAUAGGGCUGGGAAUGAUCAUUUAGGUAGACUUAAUCAUGAACAUAUUAAUAAACCUCCAAAUGAAAUGAUGGUGAGUCCCAGUCAUGAUCAUUUUGGAAAUUCUCGAAAUGAACAUUUUGAUAGAGUUAAUAAUGAUCACAUAGAUUCUGCUGCAAAUGAGCACAUGACAAAUGUAAAUAAGGAUCAUUUUUCUAGGCCUGGCCCUGAUCAUCACAAUAGGAAUGAGCUGUUGAGUAGUCCUCAUAGUGAGCACUUAGUAAGACCUAGUAGUGCACAUAUUGGAAUGGCAGAUAAUGACCAUGUUUGCAGUAAUGGUAGUGAUCAUCUUGAUCGACCUUCUCGUAAUCCUUCUGUUGAUCCCACUGUUAAUGAAAAUAUGCCUGAAAGUGAAAAUGACCUGUUAAGGACCCAAGAAAAUGAACUUCCUGUGCAACUCACUCAGAAUUAAUUUGUAUGGUGUUCCAACAUUAAGAUCAGUGCUAUUUUGCUCUAUGUUAUCAAUGCUUAGGUUUUAAAUUUAGAACUCUGCUUCCAUCAACAACUUGUAACAUUCAGUAUUUGUGCUCAUGUAUCUUGGAUUGAAUUCAGAAUUAGAAUUCAUUGCUGAAUUAUGGAUGCAAAGGACAGAAAUCAUUGCCACUACACAUAGCACCAAGAGCCACGAGGACUAAUAGAACUGGUAGAAAAAUGCUGUUCAAAGAAAAAAUCCUAACUGUUUCUGUCAUUUGAAUACGAUUUUUUAUACAGAGCUUAUCUCACUAGUAAAUGUUAUGCAAUAACUCAUAAGCAUCAAAUAUUUUAUUUUCGCCUCAUUUUUGAGGUAUAAUUACAUAGUCCCAUGACUGUCCAUAAGUAAGAGCACAUUGAUUGCAUUUUUUUUUAGCUUAGAUGAUAUGCUGAGUAGGUUUCAUCAGUUGUCCCAGAAGUAAUGCAAAUCAAUCAAGUUUCCUAUGCACUUUUAUUGCUUCUGGUACAACUGAUUGUUUCUAAGACCCACCUCAUAAUUGUACUGUAGUUUUGUCCCCAUAAAUACAAAUGGCUCAAUAAGGAAAAUUUCUUCAUCUGGCAGAAGAGAAAAGGCAAUUUCUGCCCACUGUACUUUAAGGUUCCGAAGUGACUUUGUUUCUUUACAGUGUUGUAUUAAAGUGUAGCAGUGAAAGUAUUAUUGAAGUUCUCAUUCAAUAAUGAUAGAUUUCAGUAUAAAUAGUAAGUACGUAUUAUCAAAUAAUAAUUGUUUGUAUACUUCAUAAUGCUAAAGUAAUAGUGUGACGAAACUUGCUCCUGAGCAAUAAUUUUCUUAUGGGUGUCCAUAGUAUAUGGAAAUAUUAAUCAAUCAAUGCAUUGCAUCUGUUAAAUGACUGUUAUUAGUAAAUAACAAAUAAUGAUUUUAAAAUAUCAUUCAGGAUUUUAAAAGUAUUUUUUUAUAUAUUUCCUUUUUACUCUGCAUAAUUUUAACUUUAGUUUUUUUUCCCAGUUUGAUAAUAUAUUAAACUAAUUUUAUUAGAAGGUUUCACAGAAUCCAUUUUUAAUUACAUGACAGUGAUAAGUUAUAUGGGAAGUAUAAGUGGAUAGCAACCUUUAUUGCACAUGAGCAAAAAUAGAAUUUCAUUUUCAUUUUUUUGGGAAAACUAGUUGAUAUACAUGGUGUUCCUUGGAAUAAGAGCUUUUUCUUUUACAAUAUUUUUUAACAUAAAAACAACUUUUAUAUAAAAUAUUAUAAUAUGCAAAGCCCUUUUCAAGAGAUAAGUAUUGAAUUUAAAGAAAAAAAAGUGGUAGAAUAGUUGAAAGUCUUAACAUUGCCCAGCAAAAGAGUACUAUAAUUUUAAAAAAAAAAAAAAUAAUCUGUCUUAGCAUUUCUAAAGAACUGAUAACAAGUGAAAGAAAAAUGAAAUCAAAAUGAAGUUGGUUUCAUUGAAAAGGUAAAUUUUUUUUAUUCUAAGGUAAUAGUUUUCUUUAGAUAGUUUGCUUUGAAGUUUUGCAAAAGAGCAAAAUAUUGGCUGAAUUCUUAUCCUCUAUUGUUGUUGAAAUUCUGUUUCGUUUGCCUGCAAGAGCUUUACUUUCCUUGCAGUUUCUGUGGAUUGACUUAUAAUACAUGUUCAAAAUUUGGUUGAAUUUGAUCCAGUCAUUUAGGACGAUAUGUAAAAACAUAAGUGAUUUUUAUUUAUAUUAAGAUUCAAGGGAGUUUUCAAUUUAUGUGCAGUAGUGACUUUUAGUUUUAAAAUUAUCCAUGUUUAAAUUGCGCAGCAUCAGAAUUUAGGGAGUAUAUAAAAAUAAUAAGGCAUUAAUGGGGAUUUUAAUUUUAAGUGAAUAUGUUUUAUUGAUGAUUGAUUAUGAAGCAAAAUUUUGAGUGGGUUUUUGGAUAAUUAUAAUAUUUUUAUUCUUUGCUGAUAGUUUUGAUUUAAAAAAAGAUUCAAUUAUACAAAUGUGUAUUACUACAAAGUUUUUAUUGCACAAUUACCUACUUAUAUUCACCAGCCAUUUCACCUUUCUUUUUAAUAAUAAAGAUAAUGUUUCAGUAAAGUCAAUAAAAUACCAAACUUGCAUUUAAAAUAGUUAUCAUAUUUUAUAUUCAUUUUUAAUUAAAAUUAUUUCAAACUGAAUGUCCUGAACCAAAUAAGCUAUUACUUUAAGGAUAAAAGAUAUAACUAAAAUUUUAACCAUUGAUGAAACAAAUAAAGUGGAACAUUGAUGCAAGUUGAUUUCUUCAUGAGUAUUAAUUUUAAAGUAUUUCUCCUUGAUGAAAGCUUAUUUUUAAUGAGAUCUAGUAACUUUUUAAAGUUAAUUGAAUUAAACAUCUAUAGCAGUUGCCAAGAUUAAAUCUGAAACAAUAUCUACGAUUCCUUGAUGACAUUUUUUGAUUAAACCCGAAUUCAAGGCCCUCUUCAUGAACGUUACAUAAUGACUUUCUCUGCAUCAUUAAAAUCACACACUCAUACCUUUUCUUCACUGUUAAUGUUGAAAACACCAAUUCUGCCUAUGGGAAACUAAAUAACGGAUAGUUUAAAUUAUAUAAACAUCCUGCUUUCAAACAACCGUAGGACUAUUUUGGGACAGACCUCUUAAUUUGAAUUGUGAUUAAAUAACAUAGAUGACUCCUGAGUUUACAUGUACCUCUCCAAACUUCUAGUUCCAAACUUGUGGUUUUAUCCAUUUAGUGAAAUGUAUGGAUUAAAAUAUAUAGGAAGAUUUAAAAUAGUUAUAUUAUUAAAAAAAUUAUUUAAAAAACUUUUCAUGAAUUAUUUUAUUAAUAAAUAUUCUAGAAACCUAUCUAUAAUUAACUAGCUGAACAUAAUAUAAUAAAAUAUAUUAAAACAGUAUGUUUAAGAGGGCUAGAUAGUAAAUGCAUUGCUAAAACUGGUUAGGGAUGAAGAAUGCAACUUAAGCAUUGAUAGCUGUUUUCCUUUGUCUUUUUCAAUUUUCUUUCAAGGAUUCAUCAUAGUGUGGACUUUCACAAAUUGCUGAAUUUUUGUUUUCGUUGAGCUACUGAAGAAAUUGUAAACUAUUCUGGAAAUAUUGCUGCCAUUUAUUAUCGUUCUCUUCUUUUGGUACAUAGCCCUCUUUAGAUGAAAUGCUUAAUUUUUUGUUUUUGCAACUACGAUAGAAGUAUGAGCAGUUUAAUAUUAAUUGAAAGUUUAGAGCUUCUUCUUAUUAAUAAGUAUAUUGUUAUAUUGAGUUAUAUUGAUUUUUCAGGUAUUUAAAAUGAGGAAUGAAAGUUAAAUACUUAUCCAGGACUACAUCUUGAUUCGUAAUUUAUUUCUUCAUGUAAUGAAAGUGUUACUUAUUCAUAAAUUUUGGGAAUAUUAAAUUUUUUUUAAUAUAAUAAUUUUUUUUUUCAUACAUGGGGUGUUAUUUUCCAUAUAUUUAACUGGUCUUUCAACUUGGGAAUGUAGGUUUGUAUUGAUGUAAGGGUUGAUGUAUUGUUUUGGUAUCACCCUACAGCAUCAAUAAGUUCCUUUCAUAUUUAUCACAAUAUCAUCCAGUAACGAAUAAUAUUUUGUCUUGCAUGCUGUAAGA